GGGUAAGGGAGCGGGGCUGAUUGUUUACAGCCUGUGGUGGAGGCUGUUGCCGGCGGUGAGCUAAUCUGCCUUGGUUAUCGCGCUUCCCCUCCAAGGCUUCAAAAUGGCAUCCUUGUUGACUUGUGGCAUGAAAAUUCUUCCUACCAUCAUUCCACGGGCAGCCAAAUUCUCUUUGAGAUCUUUCAGCUGCUCAUCCCAGUUAUUCGCAACAGUUCAGGCCAAAAGUAAGAAAACCCUAGCUAAAAAUGGGAUGAAGAAUAUUGUAGUGGUGGAUGGUGUUCGCAUUCCAUUUUUGCAGUCCGGGACCUCGUAUACAGAUUUAAUGCCACAUGACUUGGCCAGGGCAGCACUGAUAGGCUUGCUAUGUCGGACUGAUGUGCCUAAGGAAGCUGUUGAGUACAUUUUGUUAGGCACUGUUAUCCAAGAAGUGAAAACAAGUAAUGUUGCUAGAGAGGCUGCUUUGGGAGCUGGCUUCUCUGACAAAACUCCUGCUCACACUGUCACCAUGGCUUGCAUAUCUUCCAACCAGGCAAUGACGACUGCAUAUAGCCUCAUCGCAUCUGGCCAGAUGGAUGUGGUCAUUGCUGGUGGUGUUGAAUUGAUGUCUGAUGUUCCUAUCAGACAUAGUCGGAAGAUGAGGAAGAUUUUGCUUGGAUUUUCAAGAGCAAAAGGAUUGGGCCAGAAGUUAUCCCUGAUCUCCAAAAUCCGUCCUGAUUACUUUGCACCUGAGCUCCCUGCAGUGGCAGAAUUUUCCACCAACGAGACCAUGGGUCAUUCAGCAGAUCGCCUGGCAGCUGCUUUUGCUAUCUCACGUUUGGAGCAAGAUGAAUAUGCUCUCCGUUCACACACUCUGGCCAAGAAAGCACAAGAUGAGUCCCUUCUCACAGAUCUGGUAGCGUUCAAAGUGCCAGGAAAGGACACUGUGGUGAAGGAUAACGGCGUCCGGCCAUCUUCAUUGGAGCAGAUGGGUCGACUGAAAGCUGCUUUUAUCAAACCAUAUGGGACUGUAACAGCUGCCAACUCCUCUUUCCUGACUGAUGGAGCUUCAGCAGUUCUCUUAAUGACUGAAGAAAAAGCUUUGGCAAUGGGAUACAAACCAAAGGCCUACCUCAGAGAUUUCAUAUAUGUAUCCCAAGACCCAAAAGAUCAGCUUCUGCUUGGGCCAACAUAUGCUACUCCCAAAGUUUUGGAAAAAGCUGGCCUAACAAUGGCAGACAUUGAUGUGUUUGAAUUUCAUGAAGCGUUUGCAGGACAAAUUUUAGCAAAUCUCAAAGCCCUGGAUUCAGAUUGGUUUGCCCAGAACUACAUGGGCAGAAAGUCAAAGGUUGGAGCUCCUUCUCUGGACAAAUUUAAUAACUGGGGUGGAUCCCUGUCCUUAGGGCAUCCUUUCGGUGCUACUGGCUGCCGUUUAGUAAUCACAGCUGCCCACAGGUUGAAGAAGGAAGGGGGACAAUAUGCCUUAGUGGCAGCAUGUGCUGCUGGAGGACAGGGCCAUGCAAUGAUAGUUGAGAAUUAUCCGCAGUAAGGAGGUGAAAAUUGGCACGAGGGGAUUUGCCUGUUAUCUGCAAGACAGCGAAUGUAGUAAUAAUGCUCCAAAAUAUAUCUCUGGACUUUCCUACAAAGGACUCUCAGUGGCUUUUAUUAAUAUUUUCUAGUGCCUUCAAAAACUUGUUUCACAGUAAAUGGAGAAAGCCACAUAUAUUUCAUCUGAAUAUUUAAUGUUAAUAUAGAUUUCCUGCCACUUGACAAUACCUGACUACUUUUUCCCUCCGUGAGAAUAAUAUUGUAAGUUGGCAUGCUGCGUUCUGCAAAGUUGUCUGGUAAUGAGCGAUAAAGCAAAAUUUGCUAUGCAAAGAGAAUAGUUCUUAACAG
Pseudonaja textilis is the source of this 1872-nucleotide messenger RNA. RefSeq names its product hydroxyacyl-CoA dehydrogenase trifunctional multienzyme complex subunit beta (gene HADHB). The record is from RefSeq and is a predicted model, not a curated record. Gene Ontology annotation, cellular component: mitochondrion. Gene Ontology annotation, biological process: fatty acid beta-oxidation. Lineage: Eukaryota; Metazoa; Chordata; Lepidosauria; Squamata; Elapidae. Gene Ontology annotation, molecular function: acyltransferase activity, transferring groups other than amino-acyl groups.